Molecule: messenger RNA, 851 nt
Organism: Scaptodrosophila lebanonensis
Lineage: Eukaryota; Metazoa; Arthropoda; Insecta; Diptera; Drosophilidae
Exons: 3
Coding region: 31-675 (214 amino acids)
Source: RefSeq, a predicted model, not a curated record
AGGAGUCUGCAAUUGAAUAGUUGGAAGCACAUGUGUGUAAAUAAAUUUGUAAAUUUGCCAUAUAAUAUUACUUUUCGUAAUAUUUCAUUUGCGUUUCGUAAUUUUAAGAAAAAUUAUACCAAAAUUUCUUAUCUAUUCAAAAUUAUGGCUUUUAAUCCAAGUACUAGAAAUGUGGUCCAGAUAUCAGAGGAGGCGGCUCCAGCAGUGCACUUACCCGUAAGGGUGGGAGAUGAGGUCUUCAUAAUGACGCAGCAGGACAUACGACGCGUAGAAGAUAUACGCUUUUUAACCUAUCAUACCAUAACGCCCGAUGGAAACAUCUCACCCAUAGACACGGCUGCGGAUAAUGUUCAGCAUUGCUUUCCUGUGCAGGCCUCUGGCCCAUAUACUAUGCUGCAAAAUUUGAUGGCUUGCAACGCCCAGCUGCCACCUGCACAACUCAACUCCUUGAGUCCACAUCAGAACCCGCAAGCUCGCCAACUAUUCUAUAGCACUGGCACCUCCACUAACGGUCUUAAAGAUUAUGUCAAUGCUGGCAGCCAGACAAUCCCGAGCUCCCAAAGAGAUUUCGGCACAGACCCAAAAAACAAUCCUUCCCAGCGUUGCGCUGGCACUAGCAUGUCAAAAGCAGAAGAAGGGCAAGAUGCAGAGAAUUAUUCUUUCUCCAAUUAUUAGAUGAUCCAGCGCCUGGCUCAGCAUUGAAGACAGGGCUGCAGCUGUCGCGUCAGGCGACCAGUAUCUAUCGGAAUAACAUAAGCCCCUAUCAUCAACGAGAGUAGUUUUAUCAAUCUAACAUGAAAUCGCGUACUUAGUUUUAUAUCUCUGUCUGAAUAAAAUGUUUAAAAAAUAAA